UAUAUAUAUAUAAUAAAUAUAGAUAGAUACAUUGAAGAAAGCUUUUGUUUUUGCUUUUUUGGGAUUCAAAGAAUCAAAAGGUUGCGUUCAGAAUUUGUAUAUUUGUUUGGAUAUUGCUCUCUGCUUUAUUGAAAAAUAAAUAAAAAAAUAUUCUUGAUUUGUUCUUGAGUGCCCUUUGCUUUUCCACCUGCUCUGGAGAUUAUUCAGGUCAGUGUUAAUCCAAAAUAAGUUACACAUUUACGUUUUGUUUCGAAUUUUCGAUACAUAAAAUCGAGAUGUGAUCGAUAUUUUCUUUUUAGAACAGCUUAUUCUGUGUUUGUUUGAAUUUUCGAAGCAUUUGGUCUCUUAGUUAUGAUUGCUUUGUGGGGGUUAAUAUUCGAACUAUACUCGUUGUUUAUUCGAUUCUUAUGAGUUUUUUGUAUGGAGUAAUGAAUAUAUCGAUUUUGGGUUGCUACAUUCAGCUACCGUUUUUCUAGAAAAAUCGAAAAUUGCAAUACGAUUUACAAGCUCAAGAUUGCAAUUUGCUUCUUGUUCGUCUGAUUUUCGGUUGCAAGAUUCAGCUACUUAUUUUCUAGAAAAUUCUAAAAAUGCAAUACGAAUUUACAAGGUCAAAGAUUGCACUUUUGCUUCUUGUUCGUCUGAUUUAUUACGAAGGAUUCGAAAACAUGUUCAUCAAAUGCUCGUGGAUAAGUAUUCUAUAAAAAAGCUCGUUUCUUUCUCUCUUUCUUCCUUGCUGCUUUAUUUGAUACUUUGCUUAAUCGCUUCAGGGUAAAAGGCUUGGUUCGUUGUGCAUAGAUUGAAGUUCGACUAAUGGGCUGGCUUAGUAAAAUUUUCAAAGUUUCAAAUCGUAAAGUUUCGGAUGGGCGAUAUGGUUGUAGACAUGAGACAGAUACCUUGGCCAAUCGUCAAUCUACUUCAUCCAAUUCAUGGUUGGAGACGGAACGUAUAGACGAUCCAAUUGCGUUAUCUCAUUCAGAAGAUAAUCGGAGAGGAAAAGAAGUUUUGAUCGAGGAGGAACCGAAAUUGGAACAAGACGAACCACUAGAUAGUGUUCGUCACGAGAGUUUGAAUCCCGACCCUCGACCGGAUUCAUGGAGUCGAAACGACAGCUGUACUAGUAGUAGUAAUAACGGAUAUUUAUACGGAUACGGAAGUUAUAGUCUUUACCAACCUAUAUCUUUCCCCUAUUCCACAAACUACAGGGUUUGCGGUGGUUGCAACACCGAAAUUGGCAACGGGAGGUUUUUGAGCUGUAUGAAUGCUGUUUGGCACCCGGAAUGUUUUAGAUGCCGCGGAUGUAACCAGUCGAUAUCCGAUUACGAGUUUUCGGUGUCUGGGGGCCACCCCUAUCAUAAAACUUGCUACAAGGAGUCCCAUUAUCCGAAAUGUGACAUCUGUAGACACUUUAUUCCAACGAAUGCAGCUGGUCUUAUUGAAUAUAGGGCACAUCCUUUUUGGUCCCAGAAAUACUGUCCUACACACGAGCAUGAUGGAACUCCCCGAUGCUGUAGCUGUGAGCGGAUGGAGUCGUGGGAUGCAAGAUUUGCUGCCCUUAACGACGGUCGUAAACUCUGCUUGGAGUGCAUCGACUCAGCAGUUAUGGACACAGACGAAUGCCAGCCCCUUUUUCGCGAUAUUCUUGAAUUCUACAAAGGAUUAAAUAUGAAGCUGACUCAGCAAGUCCCGUUGCUAUUGGUCGAAAAACAGACACUUAACCAAGCUAUGGGUGGAGAAACACAUCAUGGGCAUCAUUACAUGCCCGAAACUCGAGGUAUUUGUCUCUCCGAAGAACAAACAGUCAGCACUAUAUCGCGGCGACCAAGGAUAGGAUCCGGAAAUCGAGCCACGGGCAUGAAAACCGAGCCUUAUAAAUUAAAACGCCACUGCGAAGUAACAGCAAUUCUCGUUUUAUACGGCCUCCCAAGAUUACUGACUGGAACAAUAUUGGCUCAUGAAAUGAUGCAUGCUUGGUUGAGACUCAACGGUUAUCGAACUCUAAGAGAAGAAGUCGAAGAAGGUAUAUGCCAAGUACUCGCGAAUAUGUGGUUGGAAUCUAAAAUUAUAUCAAUGUCGGAUAACGAUAGUGCAUCAACCUCCGUUUCGAGUUUGUCUGAAAGAAAACUGAGCAAGUUUUUUAAGCACCAGAUCGAAACGGAUGCAUCUGUUGUGUAUGGAAAUGGUUUUCGAGCUGGUCAACGGGCUGUGGUCAAGUUUGGGCUGACCAGAACUUUACAUUACAUGCGCAAGACCGGACAUUUUCCGGAAUAAAUUUGGUGUCGAUUUUCUUUUUGGGUAUAGAUUUAUGAAAUCAUUCUUCAACACUGUAUAGUUCAAAGUUGUAAUAUUAAAGAUUUAUAUAAUAUAAUAAAAAAAAAUCAUGUUUAGC
Molecule: messenger RNA, 2386 nt
Organism: Erythranthe guttata (spotted monkey flower)
Lineage: Eukaryota; Viridiplantae; Streptophyta; Magnoliopsida; Lamiales; Phrymaceae
Source: RefSeq, a predicted model, not a curated record